AUGGCUGCUCUCUCCGCCUGGUUCUGGAGCGAGCGGUUCUGGCUUCCACACAACGUCACCUGGGCGGACCUGGCGGACCCGGCGCCCGGGCUGGAGUACCCCAAAGCCGGGCAUUUGCUCGCCGCCUUGCCGCUGGCCCUGGUGAUCUUCUCCGUCCGGAUCUUCUUCGAGAGAUUUAUCGCCAGCUUCUGUGCACAGAGUCUCCACCUUCAACCAGGAGUUGGAAGAAGAGCUCAGCCCAAUGCAGUGCUGGAGAAAGUUUAUACAUCCAUCACAAAGAGUCCGGACUCCAGACAUCUGGACGGCCUCUCCAAACAGCUGGACUGGGAUGUGCGAAAGAUCCAGCGUUGGUUCAGACACCGCAGGAACCAAGACAAGCCCAGCACGCACACUAAGUUCUGCGAGAGCAUGUGGAGGUUAACAUUCUAUCUGUGCAUAUUUAUCUAUGGCUUCCGGUUUUUGUUGCAGUCCCCUUGGAUGUGGGAUACACGACAUUGCUGGUACGGUUAUCCCUAUCAGGUCCUGACCCCGGGUCUUUACCACUACUAUGUGAUCGAAUUGGCCUUCUACUGUUCACUCAUGUUCUCGCAGUUCUCCGACAUAAAAAGGAAGGACUUCGUGAUCAUGUUCAUCCAUCACCUGGCGACAGUCGGCCUGAUCAGCUUUUCCUACGUCAACAACAUGGUGCGAGUCGGGAGCCUGGUGAUGUGCGUCCACGAUUCCUCUGACUUCCUGCUGGAGGCAGCCAAGCUGGCCAACUACGCCAAAUACCAGCGCCUGUGUGACUUCCUCUUCAUUGUGUUCAGUGUGGCUUUCUUCCUCACACGACUCAUUAUAUAUCCAAUAUGGGUCCUUAACUCCACUAUGUUUGAGAGCUGGGACAUAGUCGGGCCGUUCCCGUCCUGGUGGGUCUUCAACAUCUUACUGCUCGUGCUACAGGUGCUGCACAUCAUCUGGUCCUACCUCAUAUCCCGGAUAGCUGUGAAAGCCAUGCUGCGCGGAAAGGUGUGUAACGACGUCCGCAGUGACAUUGAGAGCAGCUCAGAGGAAGACACGCCCACAGAGGGCCUCAAGACUCCUGCUCACUCUCCCAAGGGAGAGAACGGAGAGAACGGCACCAACGGCCACUGUGCUGCCUCCAAAGCUCAGGCACAGCACCGAAACAGCUGGUGACAUGGAGCCCGGACCCUGGCGCCCCCUGCAGUUUAUACCCUCACGCAGCUCCCAAGCGCUUAGUCUGUCUCGUGACUGUCAGUCGUGCAAGCUUCACUCUCACAUGAGACACAAGCAGUGUUCAACCAACACAUGACACCGACAGUGAGUGUGCGCUGAUGAACUGGACAGACGCUGUAACGUCGUCUUUGAACAGCACAACUCAAGAGGUGAGACGAUAUGGAAAUCAGUUGGAGCAAGUGAUUUGGACGUUGAACCACGGGAUUUGUUUUGCGCCGUGUUUGGCUGCAGAUGUUCGUCGGUGUCGAGGUUCUCUCCCAGUUUUAAUGGUCAGGUGAACUGGAUUACUUUUGUUUCUGAGGGUUAAUUUACAGUGGAACACAUAGGACAGAAAACUCCUGCUGGGGUUGGCUUUGUCCUUUCAAGGAUUUUGCACUUCUCUUCCCAGAUAUAACAAGUCACAGCGGUUGUUAUACAUGGAAUAUCUGCUUUAUGUGACCAAAAGUGCAACACACUUGAAACUUCAAACUGUGGCCGUCUCUGCCCUUUGAAGGUUUUUAUGCUUUUACCCUUUAACCACAAUGUUUGGCCACUUUGUGACUCGUUGUUUUGUUCUGUUUUACAGUUUUUUUAACUUCUGUUGAGACCAAAUGUUUAUGAAAUUGUUUGAUUGUUGUUUUACUACCGAUAGAAGAUUCCAGGUAAGAGGACCAAAGUGUCUGUUCUCACCGAGUGCCUUGUAAAAAUGUUAUUCCAAAUAUAUUCUGUUGUUGAAAGACACCUUUCUUCGAAUCGCAGUUCUUUCUAGAAACACUGUUACACU
Limanda limanda (common dab) is the source of this 1996-nucleotide messenger RNA. RefSeq names its product ceramide synthase 5 (gene cers5). The coding region runs from base 1 to 1173 and encodes 390 amino acids. Gene Ontology annotation, molecular function: sphingosine N-acyltransferase activity; DNA binding. Gene Ontology annotation, cellular component: membrane. The transcript has 10 exons. The record is from RefSeq and is a predicted model, not a curated record. Gene Ontology annotation, biological process: ceramide biosynthetic process. NCBI's taxonomy places the organism in Eukaryota, Metazoa, Chordata, Actinopteri, Pleuronectiformes, Pleuronectidae.